AUGGCUCUGGCAAAGGAGGACAGGGCAAAGGAGCAAUUCAGCAACCUCCUCUGCCUCCCUGGCAUCCCGUUGCAUCAAAGACGCCCCCUGAACACGGCCUCCCUUGGCGGCAAACCCAGCCCCUCCAUCCAGCACCAGAAGCUCCAAUUUGCCAUGAAAUCUGCACAGUCAGACCUGACAGCUGCCGGCUCAGAGGCUUCCAGACAGACCAUCAGCUCCUAUUGUUUUCCCCAGCUGGAAGCCCGGCCGGAGCAGCACAAAGCGCAGCCCUGCGCCAAGUCCCGGCCAUUGUCAGCGGCAUCGCAGGCGUCCCCCCCCCCGCCCCCCGGGAAAGGGCAGCGCCCAUCCCAGACAAAGGCCCGGCCACCGCCGCCCCCCAGAGGAGCACAAAGCCCGGCGCGGCGAGGGGGCCCAGGUGGGCGAGGCCGCUCCCCGACGGGCGGGGUGGGGCUGCAGACAAAGCGGGGCCAGGCGGGGACGGGGACCCCCGGCAGGUGUUGCCGGCUCCUGGGGCUGCCUUCUCCCGCCCCCCCCCCCCCGCUCACCGGCUCUCCUCGGCGUCGCCCUCCCCGUCCGUCGUCGUCGUCGUCGCCCGGCGGCCGCCCUCCGCGCUACCUCUUCCUCACCUGCUUUGCCUCGGAGCGCGCGCGCCAGGCAGGGGCGGGGCCAGCUCGCGCUCGCCCUCCGCCGCCGCCGCCGCCCGGGCCAAUCGCCGCGCCGCCGGCGCCACGAGGGGGCGGGUCCCGCGCGCGGGGCGGGACUACGACUCCCGAGAGGCGCAGCGCCGCCCCGUGGGGCGUGGCCGCAGGACCAGGGCGCGGCCUGCUCCAUCCUCGCGUUGCCAUGGCGACGAGGCCUGCUCGCUCCGGGGACCGAGGCGGGGAGAGGCGGCGGCGGCGGCUUCGCCCUCCCGAGCCCAAGCUGGGUCCAGACAACGGGAACGCCUCGCAGGCCGCUUUGUUUCGUGGUGGACCUCGAGGCCAGGCCGCUGGGAUAACAGCCAGGGUGGCUCUGCGCCCCGGGGCGGGCCCGACAGCAUCCCGUCCUCACCGUCCCCCAAUGCCCCACGCAACCUGCGCCUGCAGAUAG
Molecule: messenger RNA, 1089 nt
Organism: Zootoca vivipara (common lizard)
Lineage: Eukaryota; Metazoa; Chordata; Lepidosauria; Squamata; Lacertidae
Source: RefSeq, a predicted model, not a curated record